AUGAAUGAUGGUUCGUCGUCAUCAUCAUCGUCAAGCCCAAAUAUGGACUCUGAUGUUCUGGUAGACGAAACCUACUUCUCCGCUUUAUUCGAUUACGAUGAGGUUUUCCCAAUCUCCGACGAGAACUACGCUACGGAGCUCCAUCUCCAAGAAGCUCUGUUUUCUUCCUUGGUCGCUUCUACUGUUGGUGUUAAUCAUCAUCCCCAAGUCCAAAUUAAUCUUUUCACUCAGGUUAAGCAGGAACCGGAUAUCAAGCAGGAGAUGGAACCUUUCGAACCAUCAAGAAUGCUCUGUAAUAUCUGUAUGGACGAAAAACCUUCCUCUGACAUCUUCCGAGGAACCACCAACUGCACUCACUCCUACUGCACCGACUGCACCGUACGUUACGUGGCGACUAAGAUCAAAGAAAACGCAGCGAGGAUCAAAUGCCCUGACGUGGAGUGCACGAGCCUGAUAGAGCCGUACGCUUGUCGAGAUCUGAUCCCUAAGGACGUGUUCGAUCGCUGGGAGAAAAUCUUGUGCGAGUCGCUAAUCUCCUCAUGGGAAAAGUUCUACUGUCCGUUCAAAGACUGCUCGGGGAUGAUGGUGAACGAUGGAGGUGGAGAUGCUAACGUGACGCAGACGGAGUGUCCGUCUUGUCACAGACUGUUCUGCGUGCAGUGUAAGGUUGCAUGGCAUGCGGGGAUUGGCUGCGAGGAGUUCCAGAGGUUUGGGAAUGCGAAGAAGAAGAGUAGUGAUGAAGAAGAUGCUUUGUUGAUUCAGAUGGCGAAGAAUAAGCAGUGGAGAAGGUGUCCUAGGUGCAAGUACUACGUUGAUAAGGUCGAUGGUUGUCUUCAUAUAAACUGCAGGUGUGGGUUUCAGUUUUGCUAUGGAUGUGGAUGUGAGUGGGUUUCUUCUCACGCUUGCCCUAUUCGCACCUAAAGAAAUAAGUCCCAAUCUUUGCGUGUUAUUCUAUCAAAUUUAUUAAGGAUAUUGAGUGUGUUUUUUUCAUGUUUCUUUUUCUUGUGUGUGGUGUGUUA
Capsella rubella is the source of this 1019-nucleotide messenger RNA. RefSeq names its product probable E3 ubiquitin-protein ligase RNF217. Gene Ontology annotation, cellular component: ubiquitin ligase complex; cytoplasm. Gene Ontology annotation, molecular function: zinc ion binding; ubiquitin conjugating enzyme binding; ubiquitin protein ligase activity. The coding region runs from base 1 to 921 and encodes 306 amino acids. Gene Ontology annotation, biological process: positive regulation of proteasomal ubiquitin-dependent protein catabolic process; ubiquitin-dependent protein catabolic process; protein polyubiquitination. NCBI's taxonomy places the organism in Eukaryota, Viridiplantae, Streptophyta, Magnoliopsida, Brassicales, Brassicaceae. The record is from RefSeq and is a predicted model, not a curated record. The transcript is spliced from 3 exons.